UACCGUUUAGUGGAUCUCUCUCACGCAGUCUUUGUCCCUCAAGAUCUCUGUUUAGGAGACAAUUAUGGUCUGUUUUUCAGGAGGCCAGGCUGUUUCCUUUCUGCUGCUCACCUUUCUUGACUUCCAGGAGUGACAGUCCCAUCUGUGUUUGACGGGACACACUCUCAACCACGGGCAGCAUGCUUUUUGAAACGUGGCUCGUGGUCGCCUCCGUGCCGCUGCUGCCCGCCCUCCUCGUCGUGGCGUCCGGUCGAUGUCGUGUCCAAGUGGCCGCGCUGUGCCGUGGAGCUCUGGCCCGGGCCCUGAGGAUGCUGCGAGGCAGGGUGUGUGUCAGGAGCACCCACUCCUUCGUGUUCUCCGAGUGCACCCACGGCAACGCCCGCAGCGUCCUGGAGACCUUUGACCUCUACGCCGACACACACCCGUCCCUCUGCAUCGGCCCUCAGACUGGUGAAGCCCUGGAUGAAGCGGUGGGGCGUGUCCGUCCCUGCCGGGUCUUGGAGCUCGGGACCCACUGUGGCUACAGCUCUGUCCGCAUGCUGCGUCUGCUGCCCCCUGCUGGCAGGCUGGUCACAGUGGAGCUGGACCCACUUACAGCAGAGCUCGGGGAGGAGAUCAUCCUGGUGGCUGGCUUCAAACACUCCCAGUUCCAGGUGUUGACCUCCAGCUCAGCGGAGGCCAUCCCGACUCUGCGUUCGCUUCUCGAGCUCAACCGAGGGACCGGCGAGGGGCUCAAUCUGGUGCUGAUGGACCAUGACCCCGAGCGGUACCUCCCGGACCUGCUGGCUCUGGAGAGAGAGGAGCUCCUCUGCCCCUCCGGCUGCUCCGUCCUUCUGAUCCACAGGAACCGAAGAGCCGGAGACCGCGGAGGAAUCCUGGGUCACGUCAGGGCGAGGCCCGACUGCUACAGCGUCGAGUCAGAGCUUCAGUUCAUGACGGAGAUCUUCUACCAACAGGAAAGCACAAAGGAGAAUAAGUGAGAACAACAUCUAAAGAUGUGUGUGUGUGUGUGUAGACUAUA
Molecule: messenger RNA, 1021 nt
Organism: Cyclopterus lumpus (lumpfish)
Lineage: Eukaryota; Metazoa; Chordata; Actinopteri; Perciformes; Cyclopteridae
Product: catechol O-methyltransferase-like
Exons: 4
Coding region: 180-980 (266 amino acids)
Biological process (GO): catecholamine catabolic process; developmental process; dopamine metabolic process
Molecular function (GO): catechol O-methyltransferase activity
Source: RefSeq, a predicted model, not a curated record